Molecule: messenger RNA, 3447 nt
Organism: Saxophila tyrrhenica
Lineage: Eukaryota; Fungi; Ascomycota; Dothideomycetes; Mycosphaerellales; Extremaceae
Exons: 1
Coding region: 1-3447 (1148 amino acids)
Cellular component (GO): nucleus
Molecular function (GO): ATP hydrolysis activity; DNA binding; ATP binding
Source: RefSeq, a predicted model, not a curated record
AUGAACGGAGACAAGAGUUUACACCCGUUCUUCGCUCGACCCCACCAGCAGACCGCGAAUGGCACAAGAUUCGGUGACGAAGCCAGUGAUGACCAGGCUGAUCCAGCACCGGCGACGGUGACGGAUCCUGUGCCAAAAAAGAAGAGGAAACCGAAGGCCUCACAGGAAACCAAUGGCAAGACGCAGAAGACGUUGCAGGAGCUCGUGAAUCCCAAGUCGAGCGAGAUAUUGGCUGAGGGUGGGAACCUGACGGACGGUGAAGAAGCACAUCAUGAUGUGAAAAAGCGGCGCCGGACGAGUGAGGAUGAGUUUGUCGAGAUCAGCAACAAUGAUGGCCCCCGAACACCGAAGAAACGGACUCCAACGCCUCGUAGGCAUGCCUCGCCCCAUGUUAUCAUCCCGGCCUCCUCCCCUCUACCGAGCACAAUCCCCGUUGAUCUGGACGAGUCUCUCAAAACGCCUCCCAAAAAGAUGCUAAGACUGAAUGCUAGUGGCAAGUUCAGCUCCCCAGUGUCUAAGAAGCCUGACGGGGAAGAACCCACCGAGCAACCUCGAAGGAGGGGGCGGCCUCGCAAGUCAAAAGAAACGAAGCCAGAGCAGUAUGUGGUUGUUGUGAUGGCGUAUUCAACGGGUGGGGAUAUUGGUGCAAGGAUCGACCGCAUCAUGGCUGGGACUGAGCGACAUUUCACGGAAGUGAAGAGCACUCCAAAGAAGAAGCGUGGUACGCGGAAGCAGCAACCUUCCAAACCCACGCAUCCGUUCUUCACUGGGAAACCCGAAAGCAAGGCUCCGCUGAGACAGGAAUCUCCGCGCAAGGCAUCUGCAGUCACACCAGGAAAGCUUAGAAGGCAGGCUCUAGGCAAGGACCGCGUACAGCCUGUCGCUCAAGUUCAAGAUGUCUGGACUUCUGCGUUGCUGAAAGACCGGCUAAUGAUGAAGCAUUCGGGUGCCCGAGACCCAUCCUGGCCAGAUCGCGAGUCAACGCAUGUCAGAGGGCUGACUUCGAGAGAGCAAAAUUCCCUGAAUGCAAUCUUCACCGAAUCACAACCGCAUAAGCGGAAACGGAAAGCAAUCAGACGAUCGAUUCCAGCGGACGCCUCACUCCUGACCCAUUUCUCCUCACAGCUUGUGCCCGAGGCAGAAGGCGAGCUCAGACGCGAUGGCUUUCGCGAGCCUCAUCGGUCAUUGAAGAUCCCGAAAAGGUUGCUCAUACCUGGCGAGGACCUUGCAAGCCGAGUGCAAGAAGAGCUCCAUGCCCUGGUUGCCGCGUAUGACGAGGACGAGCUCUCGAGAUCCUCGCAGGCUAGCACACAUCCGGCACUUCGUAAGCUGCUCGAUGCGAUCCCACGAUUUUUGACUGCCUUCGACGAGGGUCGUGGGGAUAGCUUCAGUUGGUCGCACAAGUAUGCGCCGUCAACGGCGGCAGAAGUGCUUCAGCCAAGCCAAGAGAUGUCGGUGCUCAGGAAGUGGCUGACAUCACUUACUGUGUCUGCUGUAGAGAGCAAUCAGAAUGUUGAGUCGAAGACCAAAGCCAAGCAGGAUCUCAAGCCGAAGAAGAAGCGCAAACGCAGGGCAGACGAUCUCAAUGACUUCCUGGUCGACAGUGAUGAGGAGGUACAUGAUAUGGAUGAGCUUGCUGAUCCGGAGGCUCCAGCAACUGCUCUAGGCGACAUCAGGUCCGCGAGGUCCAUCGUCCAAGUCGCCACCGACGGGGUCAAGCUCAGCAACGCAGUGCUCUUGAGCGGCCCACACGGAUGUGGAAAGACUGCCGCGGCAUAUGCUGUUGCUAAGGAGCUGGGUUUCAAAGUCUUCGAGAUAAGCCCUUGCGAGCGACGAAGCGGCAAAGACGUGCUGGAGAAGGUUGGCGACAUGACUGAGAACCACCUCGUAAAGCACCACGGCACGGAUCCUGGCGAGACUUCAUCCACAGAAGAACCCAGUCGGAACGAAGAAGCGUUUCAGCGCGACCUGGCUAGUGGCCGGCAAGGGAAGAUGAGCGCUUUCUUCAAACCGCAGGCAAACACCAAGCAAGCGAAGCCAAAGAAGAAGUCGCCUACUGCAGCCAAAGCUGUCGCAUUGCAGGCGAUUGAGAAGGCGAUCAAGAAGCCAGCGAAGGACCAGCAGCAGUCACUCAUCCUGCUGGAGGAGGUGGACAUCCUCUUCAAGGACGACAAGGACUUCUGGCAUACCGUCUUCAAACUCAUUGUAACAUCGAAGCGGCCCUUCAUCAUGACCUGCAAUGAUGAAGCGAUGGUGCCCUUGCAAGCGAUGUCACUAUACGCUAUACUUCGUUUCGAGCCGCCGCCGGUGGAUCUGGCAGUCGAUUACCUGCUACUCAUGGCUGCAGCUGAAGGCCACCUUGUCAAACGGGAGGCCGUCGCAUCUCUCUACACGUCAAAGCUUCGAGACCUCCGAGCGAGCAUCGCUGAGCUGGACUUCUGGUGCCAGAUUGGUGUUGGUGAUCCCAAAGGCGGGCUCAGCUGGAUCUAUCAGCGAUAUCCUCUGGGUUCAGAUCUAGACGAGCAAGGGCGCAGGCUGCGGGUCGUGAGUCAAGGCACGUUCGAUGUCUCUGCGGCGUCUUCCUCACCCGAGCAAAUGGACGAGCCAGAUCGGCUCUUGUCAAGCUUGCGCGAGUCCAAUGUAGACAUGCCCACAGUAUUGGGAUGGCAUGGAAUGACUAAAUUGCAGCCCGACUCGCUUCCAGACCUCAAAGCCUAUGCGAACUUUGCGAACUCGUUGAGUGCAAUUGACGUAUAUUGUGGCUACCUUGACAGACCUUCUCACGACAACACACAGAAGCCGAUGCGCGACAAAGCUCGUUCGCAGUAUACGGAAGGCAUGCAGCUCUUACAGAGCGAUGAGGCACCCCACUACACCGGCCUUGGACCAAACCUGUCCGCUACAUCAGCACUUUACGCCUUCCGCAGCGCUGGCCUCGUGAACUCUACGACCACGCUCACAGACCGCAUGCACUCAUCCACAACCAACCCACCAGCCCCAGCACCAACACCCCUCUCCCGACACGCCUUCGCCUGCUUCGACCCCAUCUCAGCCCCAAUCGACUCCUACUCCUCAGCCUCCGGCCUCACAGCCUCCUCUUUCGACGGCCCCCUAAACCCCAUCGCCACCGACCUCGCACCCUACGUCCGCUCCGUCGUCUCCUUCGACCUCGCGCUCGCCGAACAACGCGAACGUCUCGACAGCGUUACGAGCAGUGGUCGUCAAGGCAAGCAAGCAAGAACUACCCGUGCGGCGAGAAGUGCGUUGGAGGGGAGUCAGAGGGCCAGUACGAGGAAGGAGAGGUGGUUUGGGAGGGGGCUGGACUAUGGGGCUGUGCUUGCUACGGGUGGGGAGGGGUGGUCGAAGAUUGCGGCGGAAGCAGCAGAAGAUGGGAAGACGGAGACUGAGGGUGGGACGCCGGGGUCGAGCAUGGAGGUAGAGGAAUAG